Molecule: messenger RNA, 375 nt
Organism: Pollicipes pollicipes
Lineage: Eukaryota; Metazoa; Arthropoda; Thecostraca; Pollicipedomorpha; Pollicipedidae
Product: SLIT-ROBO Rho GTPase-activating protein 3-like
Exons: 5
Coding region: 1-375 (124 amino acids)
Source: RefSeq, a predicted model, not a curated record
AUGCUCUUCAUGUCCACAGAGCUGAAGCAGCAGCUGACUGAGCAGCAGCGACUGCUGUUUGAACUACAGGACUUUUUUCGGCGGCGUGCGGACCUGGAGCUGGAGUACAGCAGGAAUCUCGACAAGCUGCACAAGUCGCUCAGCCAACGGCACAAGGAUCUGAAACAGAGACGAGACCAAGCGCACCUCUUCUCGUCGUACAGCUGCUGGCAGCAGCUGAUCCAGCAGACGCGCCACGAGUCGCGUGACCGCGCCACCAUCGGCGACGUCUACUCCACCGUGGUGCCGCAGAAGCUGGCGCGGCUCGGCGACGACCUGCUGCGCGUGCACAAACGGUGCCGUCAAGUCUGCACGAUUCUCAUGAAGAGUUGUUGA